UUGUCCACAACUUCCUUUGAUAAGGCAAACCACAUUUCCAGUCCUUCAUCUUUGGAUGUGAGAGGUUCUAUCUUCAGCUGCUCAUCAUUGUUUGUGUUGGCAAUCAUUAGUAUGACGGCCGACAAUCCUAAUAGUUUAGGCUCGCGGGCCCAUCAGCGCAUGUCGCGUAUCAAUCGUCGUAUUUCCGUUCUACCUGUUCCCACUGUCUCCAACUUUUCUAAACGAAUUCAUGGUAUAACCUGGCAAGCGUAUCCGGUCGGUCUGGGUACUGCAACUGCAUACAUUCUGUUGGCCAAUCUCAAGCCUCAUCCACAAUUUCUCACUCACAUCGAAAUCGGGCUUUUUAUCUUGGAAAUCAUUGUGUUUUGCCUCACUACUGGGUUGCUAGUUGUUCAAGCGGUCCUAUAUCCAAGGCAAUUCAAGAGGGUAGCGCUCGAUCCGAACAAGAACUCAUUUAUCCCAACCUGCGUCCUGGUUUUUGCAACGAUCAUCAUUGGAACUGUCAACUAUGGUAUGCAAUUUCUUCAAAGUCUCAACUUUGAUGGAAGAGUCCAGAUGGUCCAUUCUAACACUCUGGCUUGCCCUUUACGUCUACUUCAGUGUUCCAAUAGGAAUAACGGCCGAUGA
This is a messenger RNA of Puccinia graminis f. sp. tritici CRL 75-36-700-3, 627 nucleotides long. RefSeq lists its product as uncharacterized. The record is from RefSeq and is a predicted model, not a curated record. Gene Ontology annotation, biological process: malate transmembrane transport. Bases 112 to 627 code for a protein of 171 amino acids. The transcript has 6 exons. Lineage: Eukaryota; Fungi; Basidiomycota; Pucciniomycetes; Pucciniales; Pucciniaceae. Gene Ontology annotation, molecular function: malate transmembrane transporter activity. Gene Ontology annotation, cellular component: membrane.